Messenger RNA from Pseudopipra pipra, 825 nucleotides. RefSeq names its product class II histocompatibility antigen, B-L beta chain-like. Lineage: Eukaryota; Metazoa; Chordata; Aves; Passeriformes; Pipridae. The record is from RefSeq and is a predicted model, not a curated record. Gene Ontology annotation, biological process: immune response; antigen processing and presentation. The transcript is spliced from 4 exons. The coding region runs from base 178 to 825 and encodes 215 amino acids. Gene Ontology annotation, cellular component: MHC class II protein complex; membrane.
CCCACGCCGCCCGCGCCCAAUCCCAGCGCGCCGCGCUGAUGACUCAUCAGUCGCCGGGAAGACGCCUCGAAAAAAGGGCCCCAACUGCGCCCUCAGCCAAGCCCAGCGCGCCCCAAACCCCCCAAAACGGCGCCGCCCGGCUGGUUUUGGGCUGUCAGCAGCUGUCCGGCGCUGGGCAUGGAGCGUGUGCGGGGAACUGGGGCCGUGCUGGCGGUGCUGGUGGUGCUGGGAGCCCCCCCGGCUGCGGGCGAGGAGCUGUCGGGGGUGUUCCAGUGGAUGGGAAAGGCCGAGUGUUACUUCAUCAACGGCACCGAGCGGGUGAGGUACGUGGACAGGUACAUCUACAACCGGGAGCAGUACGCCCACUUCGACAGCGAUGUGGGGGUCUAUGUGGGGGACACCCCGGACGGAGAAUUCUGGGCCAGGCAAUGGAACAGCAACCCCGUAAUUCUGGAGUACGAACGGGGUGAAGUGGACAGGCUCUGCCGGCACAACUACAAACUUGGUGCUCCUUUCAUCCUGGAGAGGAGAGUGCCCCCCAGCGUGUCCAUCUCGCUGGUGCCGUCGAGCUCCCAGCCCGGCCCCGGCCGCCUGCUCUGCUCCGUGAUGGAUUUCUACCCUGCGCCGGUGCAGGUGCGGUGGUUCCAGGAUGGGCAGGAGCUGCCAGAGCACGUGGUGGCCACCGACGUGGUCCCCAACGGGGACUGGAGCUACCAGGUGCUGGUGCUGCUGGAAAUCCCCCCCCGGCGCGGGGUCACCUACAGCUGCCAGGUGGAGCACGUCAGCCUGGAGCACCCCCUCAGCCGGCACUGGGGUACGGGCUGA